This is a messenger RNA of Diabrotica virgifera virgifera (western corn rootworm), 14692 nucleotides long. RefSeq lists its product as uncharacterized. The transcript has 12 exons. The record is from RefSeq and is a predicted model, not a curated record. NCBI's taxonomy places the organism in Eukaryota, Metazoa, Arthropoda, Insecta, Coleoptera, Chrysomelidae. Gene Ontology annotation, molecular function: serine-type endopeptidase activity; calcium ion binding. The coding region runs from base 1 to 5649 and encodes 1882 amino acids.
AUGCUUGAAAGAUGCAGUUACGACUACCUCCAGAUCUUCGAAACUACCUGGAAUGAUACAUCGUCCUCGUCGACCGAAAACUCCAACAACUCAUCAGCAACGACUCCUCGGCUGUGCGGCGACUGGAGCGCCAAACUGAAACUGUUACGUUACGUCAGUCGCUCUUCCAGACUGAAGCUGAGGUUUAGUGCCGAUUACUCUCACCAUUUCGGAGGAUUCAAAGCCCGCGUCUCCAUGGAAAACGCGUUUCAAUGUGCAGAUGACCGUUUUUUUAUGUUCAACAACUCGUGCUACCUCAUUGUCAGCUAUCCAGAAGUUACUUGGAAUACCUCCCAGCAGAUAUGUCAAGGAAUGAAAGCUAGUUUGGCGUCAGUUUUAAGUCCAGAAGAAGAACGUUUUAUUUCUUCCAGUAUUCGAAGAGCACCUGAGUAUCGUACAAGUGCAAUUUAUUGGUUAGGGGCCAUAUCCACAGCAUCCACGGACUUUGAGUGGAUCGACGGCUCUCCGAUGGGAUACACGGCGUGGCUUCCCGGCUUGGCUCCUACCGACAACGACCUGCUCCGACACGUCGAAGAAGUGACGUGUUUGAGCAUGCAGUGGACGCCGGCGCCUGGGCCUACACUCCAGAGCGGCUUGUAUUGGACAGUUCACCGAUGCGAAGCCCUAGGAGGAUACGUGUGUAAGAAACAACACCAGCUUAUGGUAGCCGGUAACAACUACAAUCAAACGCUGAACGGAACAGAAGGCUCCAUAACAUCUCCCAAUUAUCCCAAUAACUACUACCACAACUUAGAUUUUUUUAUACGAAUAUCAGGACCCGAAAAAACCAGAAUCAUAAUUAAAUUCAUUCAUAUUCACAUCGAAUCGCAACUUGAAUGUUUAUACGACUACAUCGAACUCAAAUCUUUGUACAAAAAUGAGAAAAAAGCUUUUAAUGACGCUGUAAGGCUAUGUGGAAACCACGAAAGAGAUAUGGAUAGGUUCAACUUUGUUUCGGAGACUAAUGAAGUAGAAGUAAAGUUCCAUUCUGACUACUCCAUAUCAGACAAAGGAUUUUCUCUAAUUUGGUAUGCUGUGGAUGUUUCAGCUUGUCCAAUGCAAACGUUAACAGCAAAAGAAGGCACUCUUAUAACCCCAAAUUACCCAGAUUUUUUACUAGCCCAUUUGGACUGUACUGUAACGAUUCUAGCGCCAAGUGGUAGAAGAAUAUGGCUAGAGUUUUUCUCAGAGGAAGGUAACGGUCUAGAAAUAGUUAGCCAGUCAGAAGAUUUUUAUGUAGAAAUCAUGCUAGGAAAACAUACCGCAGUACAUAGGCCAUUUGAAACAGACGGUCUUCUAACGGAAGGAAGUUUUGUCUCUAAUGACGAGAAAAUGAAACUUAAAGUUCAUACUGGUGACCAUCCACUAGGUCCUGGAUUUAGAGCAUCUUAUAAGGUAACAGCAGCUGUUAAAGAAGAGAGAAUAGUAAAUUUAGGAAAUUUUUCGUCUGGUUUAUUACUACAUCUUAAUUACCCAGAUCGACCACCGUCAAAUGUUGAUUUUUUGCAACAUUUUAUCGCACCCUUAGGAAGUGUUGUGCUCUUGGAGUUACAUAAUGUUAAACUUAUCGAUGCCGACUGCUUGGAUCAUUCGAGUCUCAUAGAAAUUUUCGACAGCUAUUCAGACGCCAACGGAACUGUCUGGAAACUCUGCUACGACCCAGAAAUGGAGGAAUCCUUAUUGCCUGUCUCUCCCAUAUAUAUUUCUUCUUAUUUAAACACCCUGCACUUACGGCAAAUACAUGGUUCACAGGGGAUUCCUUUGAACGGAACACUAAAAGUUCAGUUCGAUGCUAAUUACAGGAAUAAAUUAAUAAAUUACAAAGAGUGGGAGGUGGAGUCAUGUAAUCCGAACCCUUGUCAGAACGGCGGAAAGUGUAUCAUUAAGAACUCUACGAAAUUCUGUCAGUGUACGGGAUAUUAUACAGGUUUGUUUUGUGCUCUGACGAAAUGUGAGCUUGAUCCGUGCGCUUUUGGCACAUGCGAAUUGACCGAGACGAGUUAUAAGUGUCAUUGUAAGCAGGGAUAUGUGGGAUUAACUUGCGACCAAAAACGCCGACCUUGCGAGGGAAACCCAUGCGAAAGCCGAGGAAUCUGCAUAGAGAGAGGAGACAGUUUUCAGUGCCAGUGUCAUGCCUGGUGGGAGGGACAAAGAUGUGAAAAGAGAAUGUUGCACAUUCCAUACAAGCCGCUGAGCGAACGAAUGCUUCACGAACCUUUUUGGCUAGGUCUCAUGACUGUAUUCGUCGUUAUGGGAGUUAUUGGUUUAGUAUGGUGUGCGAAACGGCACUUUCCAGAGAAGAUUGAAAAACUGCUGGCCGAAGAAGAUAGUAGAAACAGAAGUACAGUAUCAUCAUUGCGCAGUUCAUCAGUGAGAGAACAACUAGCAGCUUCAGCGGGAGGCACGGCCACCACUCCAAGCCAGAGCUCAGGACCAUCCUCGCGGUCUCUCUUCGGCAGAUUGGGUAUUCGAAAGCCGUCAAUUCUCAGCCUCACCAGCCCACACGCCAGCGGCUAUGAGGCGGCAGCCGCCCGUACAUUUAGUUUGGACGAUCUGUUAAAACCUCCCCCAAGACGCACUCCUUCACCUAAAAAGAAGAGAAAUAAUUCAACCCCCACCAAGAAAAACAUUGCCGACAAGAGACAAAUUCUUCAACAAUUAGUCUCCCCCAAACCGAACACGAAAAAAGUAAGUUUGGGGGAGCUAAUUCAGUUGAGUGAAAUGAAACCAGACACUGAUAUCAAGGGCGAAAACGGAAAACAGACAGAAACUAAGUUUGGAGGCUCCAGUGCCCAAGCAGCCCUUAUCGAUCCCAAGCUGGAGAAGAAAGUCACGUUUGCUAGGUUACUUAAUAAGGUUUCAGCAGAAAUGAGCUCUGGUAGCGAAGUUGAACUUGGUAUUAUGCAAACCAACCGCUUGGGAUGUAUGUUUGCAAGGCCAGCCAGUACCCCGCCAUCUCCUAGCGUGGACGCCAGGUCUCCAAACAGCACAUCCAGCAACCAAGGUAGUGACUCGUUCACCAGCUCAGAUCUAGCUAUUCCCAGUGCUUUGAGUACAAGUAUUUCAGAUUUGCUGAUCAACAGGAGACACAACCGACUGCCAAAUGGACGACAGAAGCCCGCUAGCGCUGAUUCUAUCCUAGCGAUGUUCCGAAACUUUUCUGCUAGUUCUGCAGCGGCUAACUACCCAUCAUCUCUAAAGAUCACGCCUUCAACUACGCCGACAGCUUCAAGUCCGCAGGAUGACAUUGUUGGAGACGACGACUCGUCCACUUCAUCUAUCCACACGCCAGUUUCCUUCUCCAGUGGAGCACCCGAGAGCCCGAUCUUUCAGCGUCACGCUGGACAGGGUACAAUUGAAGUGCCGGUGCUUGAUCCGUUAAGCGCACAUAAAUCGUCCAGCAUCGGUAGCAACUUGUUGCAUCCACCAACUAUCUUAUUGGAAAUACCAAGCACAAUCAAUAAGUGCCUUUCGCCUAUUAGGGAAUUGCCUACCCCACUACCCUCUCCCAUGCCAUCGCCAGCAUUGACACCCAUAGUUACUAGACGUAGCAAUGCUUCAUCCUCAAUGGAUGACGCUGAGCUUAGCGAUGAUAGGAUAUCAGUAGAAAUACCGAAUAUUUCUAUCAGCACCGAUUUUGAUGACGACGAAAUCCACUGUCCUGAUAUUCCGAUCGAUCCCCAGGCUGAAGACGGGCUCAUUCUGGAAGAAGCUGCAGCUCUACAACAAUCUAAUUUAUAUAGAUUAAAAAAUCGACCACCUCCAAUUGGCCAAUCGCAAGAAAGAAGCAAACCAGCAAUUACCAUUACCAUCGAUCCCCCACCUUUAGUAAUCCCAACCCUAACCGUUCAAACGCCAUCACCAACAAUUCCCAAACUGCCUUCACCGACUUUUCCCGGAUCCCCUCCCCCACAUAGAGCUUCUAUACCGAAUACUUCUUGUUUUCAAUUUCCCUCUCCUAAACAGUCUCGAAAAAUGCUGAAGGAUUUUGACAAGCCUACAUCGUUGGAUCUACCCUGUGCUCCGCCAAUGAUUACCAUUACGUGUAACAUGAGCGAGAUAGAAUCAGAUACAGAAUCUAUUUCACCGGCGGUAAAGUCAUCUGCUGGUUUGGAAGGUCCUUCUGGGGGGAUGACAUACUUGAGUCCUUUUUCGAUGAAUCCAAGAGGAGAACAUACUGCUUCUGAAAGUAAUCUGAGUAGCUCUGGAUACAGCUCUAUGGCGAGUCCUGGUCCGUCAAGAUGUAGCUCAAACAAUCCCUUGUGUCCUACAGAAAUGGAUGAUCAAGGGCCUGGUGGGUUUCACAGACGACAAUCGCUAACACCAGUCUUAAAACUGAAUCCUGGGACUUCUAACUCUUCGCAACAAGGAAACUCUGAUGAACGACGUGGAAGAUCUGAUUCUGAGACUUUAUCAGAUGAUCCGUUGGUAGAGUCCAACGAUGAAGGAAUAGGAACGGAUCAUAUAGACGAAAAGAUAGAUGAUGGUGAUCUUAAAAGCGCCAAAGAGUUAGAGGUAUUUAUGGUUACAGAAGGGGAAACAUGCAAGACUCUGCUUGAUUUACCCAUAGCGCCAGUUCCAAGAGUGGCUAAAUGUCUUAGCUUAGAAGAAAAUGUUGACAGACUGCUACCGCCUUUAUCUUCUAGCAAAAAUUCCCUACAAUUGCCGUCAAUAGUAGUGCAAUGUGAAUCACCGGGAUGUGAAAAACAUCUUAGUCCGAUGAGUUCUAGAAGCGAGAGUCCUUUAAGCGAUCGUACGUCUGGCUUAAGCCGAUUUUCACCCCAAUUUUACGGAAGACAUAAAGACUUACUACCUUUCACCGACUCCGAUGGCUUAUAUGAUUUUCCUAGUUCGGAUAAAGUGAACAUCACUUCCUGUACGCACCAUAAGAAACCCGGCAGAAAGAGAGAAAAGAAAGUACUGCGCAAUUGCAAAACGCCUAGUCCCACAAAACAUUCUCAAUUAACUUUAUAUAGUCACUUAGAUAUACCUAAUAAGGACUUAUAUAAAGUCCCUCCGCCUAGAAAGUUAAGUCCAAAACGUAGAAUAAAUCGUUCUCAGGUAGUUAGUUCAUCUUCUAGUUCUGAUAGUAUUACUUCGACCAGUAAAGAAGUUAGGCUUUCCUCUUCGAGUCCAAGUCCAGAUACUAUCCGAUGGUCAUCACCUGUAGCAUGGUUAGGAGAGAAAUGUUCCAAGCCUACAGAAGAAAUAUCUCAGGACUUGCAAGAAGUUGAAUCGUUACCUUUAGCUAAAUCACCAGACUUUUCUAAAAUUCACUAUGGCAGUCAUCAAAAAGUUGGUAGACUACGAGCAAUAAGUCAUCAAAUAAGGUUCUUAAGACGCCUCGAGCAAAGUCUAAAAAAGAAAGACCGGACGAUCAGUCCAUCGGACAGCUUCGACAGCGACGACGAAUCUCCUCGAGCCACUUCUCCGCUUUUGCAACCGUCGAAGACUAGCAAAGUUGAGAUCAGGAAGAGCAGCAGCAUCGGAAAGCUACAGGGAAAUCUUAAGGAGAAACGCAGAGGAAGAUACGUCAAACCUGGAGACUUUCUACCACACGAGCAAUCAUCGCUAAAAGUUGUUUUGACGGGAAGUGGGUACUCCGAGUGAGGAGUCAUGGGAUUUGAGAUAAAAAAAUAUAUUACUGAUUGAUAAUGUCUUUCGAUAUAGGACAACCAUGCAUAUUCUCUGUAAAACAAUAAAAUACUUAUAAAAUAUCGAAAAAAUAUUAUCAAAUUUAAAGUUCUUUAAAUUUGAUAAGGAAUAAAGAUCAUACAGAAAAUUUAAAUAUGCAAAAAUGUUUGAACACCAUCUCUAGUCAAGCAUUAUAUUUUAUCAAAACUAUAUUUUUAAAGAGUUUCUUUUUACAUCUAACCUAUUUCACAAAACUGUAACUUCCUCAGAUGUUGAGUUAGACUUAAUGACGAGUGUCUUUAUAAUUUUAUUAUUAGCACGCUGAACUAUACUGAGUACAUUCUUAUAAAAAAUAUUUAUGGUGAUUCAUUUUGAAAAAUAUUUACACAAAAAACUAGUUUUAAUUAUUUAUUUUUUAUAUAUGCAGUCUCUGUAGUUCAGAAGUUUGCUAUAUUUUAAACGAUAUUGUUGAAACAUAGUGGAUGUACGCAACUAAAAAAAAUAUUUAACCUAAGCACGUUGCCUAGACAUAGCUUACAUGUAUAUAAAUAAUCCAUUAGAACUCUAUGAAAAGCUUGUAUGUUUCUAUACCAGCAAGAACCACACGCCAAGUUAAUUUUAUAUUAGUUAGCUUUGGAUUUAUUUACAUGUAGGGUAAAUCUAGCACCGAAAAUAAUAAAAAAUGCCCUUUCACCAGGUUUAAAUAAAAAAUCCCAUAUUUCUCAUCGCAUGGUGCUCACUUCUCACAAACGUUAUUUCCAAAUAUCGCAAAUGCCAGUACAAAAAUGCUUCAGUAUAUUUUAAAAUCCUUAAUAUUUACGUUCCUUAUGUAUAUUAGUGAGUAUUGGCAUUUCUAAUUCAUAUAAUAUAAUGUAUCUUCUUUUAAAUAAUAAAUUUUUUAACAUUUUGAUGUUGUCAGCGAAUAUUUAUCUAUGUACCUGCCCAAUAUGCAUUUAAUGACUAAUGUUAUAAAAAAAGUUCAAAGAUAUUCUUUUAAAAUACAACAAAAGCAUGUGAUCGUUAAAAAUUACACUAAUUAUGUAUGUUGUUUAACAUCUGACAAAAUACCUAAAUGUCGUUUCACAGGAUUUUUUCAUUUGUGAAAUAUUAUAAACUUAUUAAAUCCGUUUUUAUUCGUUCUAUACUGGACAUCACCAAAAAAGCUUACUGAUUUAGGAGCUCUUGUUGAAAGUUGCAUUCAUUAUAUUAAGCUAACUUGUCAUUCAUUUUUGGAUUUACAUUGUUUAGGUUAAUAUUUUCGUUAAUAGCUUAUUACAGCCUAAAAAUGAUGAUAAGUAGAUCAUGAGAGACACGUAGUGUCGCAUAAUUAGAUUACAUUGCAGACAAUGGACAAUGGACAUUGGCGCCAAAAAGCUGCUACAACUCAACCAAGAGAAUAAACCCUACACAAAAAUUGUACGGGUCUGCGGGGUAAAGUAUUAAGUCAACCUCUCAAUUCUCGUAAAAAAGUAAAUUAUUAAAAAAUAGGUACACAAGAUUAAAACGAAUAUUUAUAUUAGCUACAAUUUCCACGAUCUUUCAAAAAAUGAUAAAUGAAGUUAUUUAUCAAAAAUGAAAAACCAGUUUCUCGUUGGAACUUUACCGCGCUGAGCAGAUGGGACGUGAAUUGUAAAUUGUAGAAUUUCCUCAUCUUCCUUAGUCCUAGUAUCCGUAUGGCUUGCAAAUUGUAGAAGCCUCGGAGGUGUAACCAGAGAAGGUUCCCAUUGUUUUCAUUCUGGUGGGAUGUAGAAUAGCAUUAUCUUGUUUUAUAUGCCAUUAGAGUGAAAACCUAGUCUUUUUGAAGUUAUUUAUAUUUAUAUACAUUUGAAUGACUAAAAGUUAAUAUUUCCAGGAUCACUGAAAUGAUAUGGCAAGGGUUUUAAAAUUAAAGAAAUCUUAGUUAUUUCUAUAAUCAAUUACAAAAGAAAAGAGCUUAACAGUAUGUUUUCUUAAUAAUGCAGAGAAUAUGAAUUAAAAAAAAAACAAUAAACAAACAGUUAUUGAAGGGUAACUACUAGAAUAAAAUAAACACGAUCGAACAUCUACCCGAACAAAUAAAAAAUUAGACUUGCACUAGAGUUAUUACUAUUAGGGUUAUGAUAUCCUUACAUAAUGGUAGAAAAGAAAGGAUCUUAUAAUAUGAAAUUAUGGACAAAUAUUAAUUGAGAUAUGCGAUCAAAAUGAAUUCAGAAUUAUAAUGGAUGCUUUCCAUACAAAUAGAUAUACCAAUAUUUAUUCGCACUAAGAUUGUUUGGCCAACGUAUAGCUAAACACAAUUUGAAUUAAUUAUUUAUAAUUGGAAUAUUCUGAUCUACAAAUUUAUAACAAGUUGACUAUUUUUUUAUAGUAGAGAAUUUAACAAAACAUAAUGAAACUUAUUCAAAUUGCAUGAUAUUUCACGAAAGACUACUUUAUAGUCACUAAGAUGCAAAGAUUUUUUAAGUAGGAGAAUUUUUUACACAACUGCGAUGUGUAUGCAUAUUUCAUAGAUUUCGAGAAGGCAUUUGAUAAAGUCCCACAUGGAAAAGUAAUCGAUAUCCUAAAAACAUCAGGAAUCGAUGGUAAAGAUAUAAGACUCGUCUCAAACUGAUAUCUCCAACAAAAAGCAACAGUUCGAUUCGAAAAUGAACUGUCCGAAAUCUUCACAGUCGAAAAAGAAGUUAGACAGGGUUGCAUACUGUCACCAGCAUUAUUUAACAUAUACUCUGAAAACAUCUUUAGAGAGGCCUUGGAUGUAUCAGAAGAUGGUAUUGCAGUAACUGGACAACUUAUAAAUAAUAUUUGAUAUGCAGACGAUACAGUAUUGCAGACAGAUAGUGCGCAGGGGCUCCAAAAGAUCAUGGAUAAUGUUGUAAAAGCAUGUAACAAAUACGGCCUAAAACUAAAUUGUAAGAAGGCAAAAAUAAUGAUCAUUAGUAAAAUCACCAACAUAAACGCCCAAGUUACCGUAAACAAUACACCCCUAGAGAGAGUACAGAAAAUAUGCUAUUUGGACUGCAACAUUAAGUAUACUUGGGAUCAUAGCUACGAAAUAAAAACUCGUAUUGAAAAAGCCAGAAGCUCUUUUAACAGUCUUAGUAAAAUUCUGUGCAACUUGUCUUUAAGUAUCAAUAUGUAUAUGCAUAAGAAUUCUUAGAUGUUACGUCUUUAGUGUCCUCCUCUACGGAGUUGGCAGUUAGAGGCGUUUGAAAUGUGGUGCUACCGACGUAUGUUGAGGGUCUCAUAUAUACACCGCAGAACUAAUAUAACUAUUUUCCAGAUGCUAAGAAAAGACAAAUAAAUAAUUAACACCGUAAAGAACAGAAAAUUGAUUGGCUUAUUUCGGUCACAUUAUGCGUAACGAAAAAUACCGACUGCUACAGUUGAUUCUACAAGCCAAGAUUGAGGGCAGGAGAGGCCCUGGACGUAAGCGUAUAUCCUGGCUGGCCAAUCUUAGGAAGUGGACUGGUCUAACGUCAACUGAUCUAUUCCGAGCUGCCGUAAAUAGAAUAAGAUGGGUCAAUGUGGUUGCCAACAUCUCCAGAAGAUAGGCACCUUUAGCACAAGAAGAGAGUUUUUUCCAGGAUUUUUUACCCCAUUCGGGCGGAGUAAGGAAGAUAAAUACUCCGUGAUUUAUUAUUAUGAGGGACUGAACAUCUAGAUUAAUAAAUUUUAAAUGUAAUUAGUACGUAGUUUAGUACCUACUAAAACACUUUCUUCAAAUAUCUCCAAAAAUUUUAAUUGUAUAUGCACAAUCGCAUUAAACUCAUGCGAAACUAGUAGAGACCGAGACUGUGAUUAGUUUGCUAAUCUUUUCUUGUUUGUAGUUCGUAUCUUUCUCUUGAUAUGCUCUUGAUUUAUUAGUCGUAAGUGUCUGAAGAGCCCACAAGUGGGCCCUGCCUAGAUAUACCAUGCCAUACCAUGCUCUUGGAAAUUAAAACUUUUUGACGGCUUAAGUAUUUAAUUAUUUACGCCUCAUUUUUAGAACUAGGUAGUUUUUUAUCAGUUCAAAGUGUAAAUUUUUUAGUAUAUCUAAAAUUUUUCAUUCAUUAUUAUUUAGUACAUAAAAGUUUUCAUUCAUUUUUGUAAACGUGUUAACCAAGAUACAUAAGAAACAUUUUAAUAUUUUUCUAUUGAAUGCAUAAUUGAGAAGGUCCAAAUAUAUUAUCUGUUAAAUAAUAAAAUUAAAUAAAAUGGAAUGAAUAUAAACAAAUUAUAAUAAAAAAAUAUUCUAAACAUCGAACAAUCAUAAAUUAAGAAUUCCGUGUGCAAUAUUUCAAAGAGAAAACUAAAAAAAAAGUAUUUUACCUAAAUUUGUUACAUGCUCAAUUCGUGCGAUCCCUGCCCGGAUUACGUUGAUUAUAGGCCUUAUUUAGUAACGUUAGUUAAAACGUAUAUAACAACAAAAAUAUGCCAAAAAUUUUAGAGAAAUCUUUGUUGUAUAUUUCAUGUUAGUCUGACAGUCUUAAUCAAUGCAAAAAAUGUUAAAUUGGUAUAUUAAAAAAAUGGUAUAUUUAUAAUAAAAAUCCUUUCGGGCCAUAGAAAACAAAUUUCUACCAAGGAGAAAUUAUAUUUUGUGCCCACCCAUACUUAACUCAAGAUAUUAUUUUAUUUUUAAAAAUAUCGAUAGAACCAAAUUAACAUUAAAAAAAAGUGGUCUUUUUAACAGUAAAUAAUUUUUGAAAAAUUUUGGAUCACAAAAUAAAUAUGUUACAAGGGAAUACGCAUUAGGUGGACAUUUUUUACCCACCCUUGGGCGUUUAAGUGUUAAGUUACAACUAACUUUAAACUGAUAAGCGCUUACUCAAUUUAACGGUAUUUGUACCUUAACAUCUGAAAAAGUCACAGUAUGAUAAAACAUUAUCAUGUAUAGAGUGAUUUUUUUUUAAAGUCAAAUAUGCGUUUAUUUAUUUUAUAAAAAUAAUGAAUUUUCAUUAUCUAAGGGUCUCCCUACUGUUAUUUAUAUACAAAGAACCAAAUAUAUUACUGCAGUUAACUUGAAGUGUGCAACAAAGGACAAAAUGAAAAAUAAUAUUUUUGGCAUAUUGUGCAGUCAUUCAAAUAUCAUCAAAAUAUUACUCAUAAAAGUUGUAUAUAAAUUUGUCCAUUAACGAAGUUAAAAUAUUAAUAAUUAAAACGCUAUGGCUAAUCCACAGGUACAAGUAGUAUGUUAUGUACCAUAGGAACUAUGAAGAUAUGAAAAAUAAAACAGGACACAAUAAAUCGCAAUUCUAAUAGUCAUUCCACUUUAGUAAAUAAAUAGUAAUAGAAGAUAACAGGAAUGCACAAAGCAAAACGAUAAAAAUACAGAAGAGGAACUUGAUAUGGAAAUUGUUUCCAGAUAAUUUCGGAAAUAUGAAAAAGGUGUAUUGCAUCUACAUUGAGACCUAUUAUAUCGGAAAAUGAUGGAAAAUAUUUUAAAAGAAUUUAUUAAAACAUGGACCUAACACGGUGAUAACAAAAAUUAUAAACUUAUUUUAUUAAAUCUUUAUAACAAGGAUUAUAAGACGGUGUUCAAACAGCCAAUAUUAGAUUAUGUCGACGAUACUAAUAGCAGACGCAGAUGUCGGUUUAGAUGUUGUGUUGAAUCGAUUAAUUAAUACAUAUAUGCAUGAUUUUGAAAGGCGAAUCAGAUAAAACAAAACCAAAACAGAGAUAAGUCGCAGGGAAUAAUAUCAACACAAUUGCGUGGGCUGUUGAAUAAAUAACUAAACUAAAUGCUGAAAAAUAAAACACAUCUAAAAAUGGCCAAACCAGAAAUGGUUUUGUAAAACUGAAGAGGUUGAGGUGAAUGGUGAGUUUACUGUACCGAGAACAGACAUAGAACUUCUUCUUUUUCUGGAACCGACUCCUAAUGAAGGUUGAUAUAACCAUUGUAAAUUCGUCUCUACCUUCGGCUUUUCUUAAAAGUGUUUGUGUGUUUAACCCGGCCCAGUCGCGAAUGUGUGUCAGUCAAGAUAUUUGUCUUCUAUUAGCACACCACCUUCCGUCGAUUUUAUCCUUUAUAUUUCUAACUAGAUACUUAUUAUUUUUAAGUAUGUGAUCCAAAUAUACUCCUCUUAAUGGUGGUCAAAAUACUCUGUCUUUUCCCAUGUUUUAUAACAUUAUUUCGGUCGUAAUAUCCGUCCAUAAUAUUUUUAAAGUCUUCUAAAAAGCCACAACUCAAAAGUUUCCAACCUUUUAGAACAUUGAUAUACUAUUUUUACGAUCCGAUGUCGGAUUAGGAGAUUGAGUCUUUGAUUACUCAUAAAUUCCCUCACUUCAAAAACACUACUCUUGAUUGCUCUAUUAUUGAUUAAAUUUCUGGUUCUGGAUUUAGAUCUUCAGUAAUCCAGAUUGCUAAGUAUUUCAUUGUACCAACUUGUUUAACAUCUUCAUUUUUUAUCUGGAUCCUUGUUAUGAUUACCCCUCUGAUUAAUAACCCUGGAUUUUGUUUCCUUUAUAAUUAUUAUUACUAGUACUACUAUCGGCUUACAGCGUUCUCCGACGUUUUCCGACUCCUAACCGCCAUUUUUCUCUGUUUAACCAUAGACCUGGAGAGAUUUCUCUUUCCUCUAGUUUUAUUUAAUUCCCUCUCUCCAGCUUCUUCUCGGCCUUCAUCUUUCGCUUCUCCCUUGUGCUGUCCACGCCAAAAUAUGUUUAGGGAUUUUGUCAUCUGGCAUUCUCUGUACAUAUUCUUACCAUUAGUUGUUUUUUUAUGUCAUCAAUUAUUGUAUGGGUGACUCCAUCAUUUUCGUAUUCUCUUAUUGGGUAGUAGAUCUCUUCUUGAUUUGCCUGUUUAUAAUUAUUAUUAAAUUGUUAAAAUAUUCACCAGAACCGUAAAUUAUAUAUACUAAAGUGUGCAGGUAUUCCUCAUGACGAAUAUUUUGCUAAAAAUCAGCUGAAGUUGGAGACGAGUUUGCUGUUGCAAUUGCUAACCUCCAUUGAUGUAAACAGCAUCCGCAGAAUAAAAAGAAGAACAAGGUUUACACCAUUCAAUACAUUAUGGUUCUUACUUUAAAGAAAUCAUUUCUAUAAAAAACCUGAAAAUAAACUUUACAAGUUUAGUUAGUACAAGUUACAGUCGCAGAUAUGACAGCAAUAUUAUAAAUGGUUCUAUUGGUACAAAUAUUACUUGUAGUACUGAACGAUUACUUCGGCGUCAUAACAAUUGUAUAUACUAUUUUGAAUGAUAGAGAAAAAGUAUUUAUGCUGUUUUUAGGCAGCGUGAUCAAGGCUUGUAUAUGAGACUGAUUUUCUACUAAAGUUUAAAACUACUUCUUGUUAUAUAUAUUACUAGUAUUGCACUCUCUUUCAUUCCUGUUACUCCUGUCACCCACAUAUAUGUAUUGUAAGGUUUCUUUUGUAUUAAAAUUGGGAAGAAUUUAUUGUGGUUUCAUAUUUUUAUGAAGUUAUCUGCAGCUGCUUUCUGUGAAAGUAACUAUGCUUAUUAGUUUUUUAAAUUCUGCUAUUCGCUGUGUGCAAGUACUUGGAGGGGAUACCUACGAGAAACGAUCGUGCGCUAGUAGCGGAGAAAUCUUAUAAUUUUCUGUAAUUAUGAAAUUGGGCAUUAAUGUUGCUCCACAAUAUUGAUAUGGUAUGAAAUUAUUAAAGUGAAUUUAAUUAACUGUAAGUAUUUUACUUGUAAAACUCCAAUUUAAUAAUAUUAGUAUUUUACUUACUAUAUACAAUGUUUACCUUUUAAUAUCAUAACCUCAAUCUUACUUUUUCUUCUUAUUAUUUAUUUUUGCUAUUGCCUUGACAAUUAUCCAGCUACCAGGACUAAUAUAAUUGGUCAGUAUAAUUAAAAGUGCUACAAAUGUUGCUGAGCUAUGAAAUCGGGUGUCGCUUUUCCGAACUUGCACGGUCCCAAUAAGAUACACAAAUAAAUAAACAAAAUAAAUUAUUUGGACCUAAUAUGUUCCAUAUAUAAAAUAACAUCAUAUUGUUAUUAUUUAUCAUUAAAAUGAUUAAAGAACCAAAUAUAUGCAUUAUAUUAUUAACAAAAUAAAUUAUUAGGAUCUAAUAUGUUCCAUAUAUGAAAUAAUAUUAUAUUGUUAUUUAUCAUUAAAAUGAUUAAAGAAACAAUUAUAUGCAUUAAAUAAUGGUAUCGAUAUAUACAGGGUGUCCCAAAAUUCGCGGAACAGUCAAAUAUUUCGCGAAACGAACAUCGGAUCGAAAAACUGAAAAAUACGUGUUCAUAAAUUUUCAAAAAUCUAUCGAAUGGUACCAAACACGAUCCCCCACUCCACCCUCUGGAGGUGGAGGUGAAGGAUCUGCACCUGCGCCCCACCCCUGCGCCCCCACUUCCAGGGGUGGGGGGUAACUUUAAAAACUUAAAUGGAAAGCCCCAGUUUUUAUUGAAAAUUUGGAUUCCUUACGUAAAAGUAAGUAACAUUUAUUCAAGACAUUUUUCCAGUUGUGGAUAGAUGGUGCUAUAAUCGGAAAAAGCGAUUUAUGGUGAUAUCAUACGUAAAUUAUAGAAACGGUCUAAUAUCUUGAGAAAUACACUUCCAAAUGAAAAACCAAGAAAUACGUUUUUAAUAUUGUUUAAAAACCUAUCGAGUAACACCAAACAUGACCAUCCUCCCCGCCCCCUGGGGGUUGGGUGGAGAAUAACUUUAAAAUCUCAAAUAGGAAUCCUAAUUUUUUAUCGCAGAUUUGGAUUCCUCAUGAAAAAAUAAGUAACAUUUAUUCGACAUAUUUUUUAGAAUUGUUUAUAGAUGGCGCUAUAAUCGGAAUAUACGAUAUAUUAGCGCCAUCUUCUUCUUCAGGUGCCAUCUCCGCUACGGAGGUUGGCAAUCAUCAUAGCUAUUUUAAUUUUUGAGGCAGUAGCUCUAAAUAGUUGUUUCGAGCUGCAUCCAAACCACUCUCUCAGGUUCUUCAACCAUGAAAUUCGUCUUCUUCCGAUGCUUCUUCUGCCAUCUAUCUUUCCCUGCAUUAUGAGUCGUAGGAUGCCAUACUUCUCGCCCCGCAUCACAUGUCCGAGAUACUGUAGCUUAUUUUCUUUAAUUGUAAGUUCAACUUCCUUUUCUUUACCUAUUCUUCUCAGUACUUCAUU